Cucurbitaria berberidis CBS 394.84 is the source of this 396-nucleotide messenger RNA. RefSeq lists its product as uncharacterized. The coding region runs from base 1 to 396 and encodes 131 amino acids. The record is from RefSeq and is a predicted model, not a curated record. NCBI's taxonomy places the organism in Eukaryota, Fungi, Ascomycota, Dothideomycetes, Pleosporales, Cucurbitariaceae. The transcript has a single exon.
AUGUACCGUUUCCAAUCCUCACGCGUACUUCGACGCGCAGCGUUCCCGCGACCCUCAGCUUUGACUACUCCCCGUUUCCUCUCCACGACACCUACCAAGUUCGCGGCAAAAGACUCGCAAGACAAAGACUCCGUCAACCCACGAUCAACCGAAACCUCAAAAUCCGGCUCCGACGAUGCCGCCGCGAGCUCAGACGCAGCAUUCAACCCAAAUAAAACGAGUCCUGAGUCAGCAGAGGCAACUGCUGAAAACGAAGCAGGUGGAAAGGAUAACUCGCUGAAUGUGAGCCCAGGCAAUCAGGAUGUGAGCCAACCCAACGACCCAAAGACCACUGGACGCGAAGGAGCCCCCGAUAAGAAGUCGAGCGGAGGGGGCAGCGCGCCGAAAAACGGUUGA